GUUGUUUGAAGCCCGCGAAAUGGAAAAAAUGAAGUGGACGACUGAAUACGAAGCAUAUUUUAUCGAUUUAAUCCGCCCUCACAAAUGUCUAUGGGACCCGUCAGAUUUGUUAUAUCUGAAAAAAACACAUAAAAAACAUCUGAUGACAGGAAUUGGGGAAGAAUUGUGCAAACUAUGGCCAGCUGCAUCAGAACUGUUCACAUACGAUAAUCUAGUGAAAAAGUUCAGCAACUUGAGGACCUAUUUCCAGAGAGAGCUGAAAGCCAUGCGGAAAUUUAAAAGUGGCAGUGGCUGUGACGUGAUCCAGCCACGAUGGGUGCACUUCCCACGGUUGUCCUUCCUGCAGGACUCUGUGACUCCGAAACCAAGUACCUCAAAUUUACCUGGAGGAGCGCCAAUUGUAAUGGAGUCACAGAGAUCUGAAGCUGCAGCUGGUGGUAGUAGCUGCAGUGUUUCUUCAGUUGCCGAUCCUGAAGAGGGUGAAUUACAUACCAGCUUUUUGGAUUUGGGAGCUGAAGAGCACUGCUACUCCCAACCAGCUACCCAAAACAGCCCUGGCCCCUCUGAACCAGCUCAAAAGAAAAGAAAGGGGGUGGAUGACCGUGGGGAGGAUUCUGUAUCUGUUGCUACAAAAUAUUUGCAAGACUUGAAUGUCGAAAUUACAAAAAGAAAGCAAACCAAAGCAACAGAUACGCACUUUGCCAAUUUUAUUAUUUCCAGCAUGGCUGAGCUCGAGACAGAGGAGAAGAAAGACAAAUGCAGACUGGAUUUAAUGAAAGUUCUGAUGCAGCACAAACAUAAUCAUUGUGACUAAAUGUUUGGCCAUAGCAUUUUUUCCCCAAUUCCUGUUUGUUUUUAUGUAUAAAUUUUUUUCUCGUGUCUCAUAGAUAUUUGUGGAGGUGGAUGAAUAAUCAUAUAUAAAUGCUUCGUAUUUCAGCGUUCACUAUU
This is a messenger RNA of Uloborus diversus, 948 nucleotides long. RefSeq lists its product as uncharacterized. Bases 20 to 814 code for a protein of 264 amino acids. Lineage: Eukaryota; Metazoa; Arthropoda; Arachnida; Araneae; Uloboridae. The record is from RefSeq and is a predicted model, not a curated record. The transcript has 3 exons.